GACAAGACUUCUAUUCCGAUGAAAGAAGAUUCUAAAGAACGGAAGGACUUCUUCGAUAACCACUACCGAGAACGAAACGAAGAACUUUUCGCGUCAAGAUGUCAAAAUUUUAAGAUCAAAGCAAGUAAUCUUUUAAAUAGCGUUGGCUUUGGUAAAAAUAACACGAUGCAGAGUAAUUUAUUACAAAUCGUCCCUUUAUUAUUGACAUAUAAUAACCUCUUAACCCCUCGCUGA
Funneliformis caledonium is the source of this 234-nucleotide messenger RNA. The record is from the annotation of a GenBank genome assembly. NCBI's taxonomy places the organism in Eukaryota, Fungi, Glomeromycota, Glomeromycetes, Glomerales, Glomeraceae.